AUUAUGAGAGUGGGUGGAUAGGAUGACCAAUGGAAAGCCAGCCUCAUCUACGUGGUUUCUGGUUAAUCUCCAGAGACCAGAAAGUGUUUAUUGGCUCCACCUGACUUCACUGUUGUAAACACAGAGAAACCAGGAAAAGCAGGGCAAGAGCUUGCUGAUUCCCUGGGUACAAUCAUCUGAUGACCCAGAUAUCAGCCAGUGACCAGCUGGUGGCCUCCCUUUUAACCUGCUGGCUCCUGCCCGCCACUGCCCAGGUCACCAUUGACUCAGUGCCAUCAAAUGUGGUUGAAGGAGAAAAUGUCCUUCUUCUUGUUGACAAUCUGCCACAGGAUCUCAUAGCCUUAGCCUGGUUCAGAGGAAUGAAGAAAAUUGUCGUAUAUAUACUGAACACUAAAGUAAGUGUGACAGGGUCCAUGUACAGUGGUAGAGAGACAGUGUCCAGCAACGGGUCCCUGUGGAUCCACAAUGUCACCCAGAAGGACACAGGAUUCUACACCCUACGAACUGUAAAUAGACGUGGAGAAAUUGUAUCAACAACAUCCAUGCAUCUCUAUGUGUACACCUCUCUUUACAUCUGUGGGCUUCCUUAUCAACCCACAAAGCUUAUUAUUGAAUCCGUGCCGACCAGUGUUGCUGAAGGCGGAAGUGUUCUUCUUCUUGUUCACAAUCUCCAGGAUAAGCUUCGAGGGCUUUCCUGGUACAAAGGGGCAUCUGUGUCUAGGAAAUUUGAGAUAGUCCGACAGAUAAUAGCCACGAAUUCGAGUGUGCCGGGCCCUGCCUUCAGUGGUAGAGAGACAGUGUACAGCAACGGAUCCCUACUGCUCCAGAAUGUCACCCAGAACGACACCGGAUUCUACACCCUACGAAUUCUGAGUAGACUUCGGAAAAUGAAAUUAGCACAUGUUGAACUUCAGGUGGACACCUCCCUUUCCACUUGCUGUGACCCUGUUACCUCUGCCCCACUCAUGAUUGAUCCAGUGCCACGGCAUGCUGCUGAAGGGGAAAGCAUCCUUCUCCGUGUUCUUAAUCUGCCAGAAGAUUUCCAAAUUUUUUGCUGGUACAAAGGAGCAUCUACCUUUCAGGUCUUUAAAAUUGCAGAAUAUAGCAGACCCAGGAACUCCAUCACCAAGGGGCCUGCACAAAGCAGAACAGAGUUAGUGUACACCAAUGGAUCCCUGCUGCUCCAGGAUGUCACUGAGAAAGACACGGGCUUGUACACACUACAAAUUAUAGACAGGAAUUUCAAAAUUGAAAAAGCACAUGUGCAAAUCCACGUGAACAAGCCUGUGACACAGCCUUUCAUGAGAGUCACUGACACAACAGUCAGAGUCCAAAGCUCAGUGGUCUUCACUUGCUUCUCAGACAAUACUGGGAUCUCCAUCCGUUGGCUCUUCAAUAAUCAGAGUCUGCAGCUCACAGAGAGGAUCACACUUUCCCCAUCAAAGUGCCAACUCCACAUAAAUCCUGUCAUGAGGGAGGAUGCUGGAGAUUAUCAAUGUGAGGUCUCCAACCUUGUCAGCUCGAAGAAGAGUCUCCCAGUCAGCCUGGGCGUGUUGAAUGAGUGACCCCUCCUCUCAUGCUACAGCAGGGGGGCAUUCCUUUGUCAAUGGGGUACAAAAUGGGUAAAAGUUACAUAGUAAAAAUUGUCAGUAACUGUUCAUGUACUGCCAGCAUGGUGGCUUCUGCCUGUGAUUCUGCCUGUGAUUCUGACAUAGCAGUGUGUAGAAGGACAGCUCAGCAUUUAAAGUGAGACUUGGUGUUCAAAGAAAAAUAAAGACAUCAAUAUGGUAAA
Arvicanthis niloticus (Nile rat) is the source of this 1792-nucleotide messenger RNA. Lineage: Eukaryota; Metazoa; Chordata; Mammalia; Rodentia; Muridae. The record is from RefSeq and is a predicted model, not a curated record.